Gongylonema pulchrum is the source of this 1551-nucleotide messenger RNA. NCBI's taxonomy places the organism in Eukaryota, Metazoa, Nematoda, Chromadorea, Rhabditida, Gongylonematidae. The record is from the annotation of a GenBank genome assembly.
CAGCCAGAUCAGCAUAUCAAAGUAGCGAGCAAGUGUAGUUUGGUGUGGAACGAGAACUUUGGGGACAAUCGGAUGCUGUGCGUGAAACGUGAUGACGUGAAGUACUGGAGUUGCCCAUUUCGGAUUGACCUGAUUAGCUCUUUCCACGUUACUAUGAGAGAUGCCGAUGAAACACCGCGGUUUCUUCGGGUUGAGGUGAUACUUAACAGCGCUAUAUUUUACAUAACGUUCACGGAUGCUCGCUAUUAUCCUCCACCAAUACAGCUGGAAAAUCUCUCUGAUGUGCCUGUUUUGUAUCAGCAAAAGAUUGACAGCAUAUAUGAAAUUUCCAGCAGAUAUCUCGGACUGAGCAGCUCGCAUCUACGGACGAUUUGUAAAGCGAGAAGUACGGUGGAUUAUGCAUGGGAUGAUCCGUACGGGAAUAAACUAUUGGUUCUUCAAGUGUUCGAAAAUAAAUCGAACUGCUACGAUCCUCAGAAGCCUGGAAUGGGACCUCCGCUGGUGUACACGAAUGACCUAGACGAAGGAUUUGAUGGAGUGGAAGGCUGCAUUUCUCAGCUGAAAGACAAAGAUUUGAAUUUACGAAGGGGAAAACCAAUCACUGCUCUGUUCAGUCAUUUGCUUCCGCGGAAACCGGGAUAUGGCUUUACGGACGAGUUUGAGUUGGCGCUGGAAGUGAUGCAAAAGGGGAAAGUAAUGCUGAACAAGUUGAAUCUUAGUGACAGCAGUCGCAGUCAGUUAUGGCGCUUCGCAUCCGACGGUUGCCUGGAGAAUAUUGGAAUGAAUAAUCGUGCAAGACCUGGCGAGCGUUAUGUUCUUGAUGUGCUGGACAGUGGUGGCUUUGAAAGGCAGCUGCGUUGUAAAAUAGAAGGAAUGUUUGUUGAAGCGCGCAAAACAGAAGUGGUACUUGCUGCCCCGAACAAGAAUUCGCCUCGAAGUAGGAAUGGAGUGCCUGUCGAGCAGGUCUGGGAGCUACAGUCGCAACGACCAGGCAGUGGCAUUUUGGACGUUGAAUGCUUGUACAGAGGACCUACCCUGGUUGUUCGGAUAACUGAUAGAGCGAAACCUUAUCGAGCAGUGCAGCGGUUUCAUCAGGCACCGGAGUUACUGCUGGCUUGUGCUGCAGCCGCUGCGGAUGGUCCAGGAUGCAGCAAAGUAUGCGACUUCGAAGUGAAUGUCUCGAUGCGCAACGGUAUCGGUCUGUCAUUCAUUAACGGUUUACACGAAGAAUUGAUUUAUGCGAGGUUUCAAGGCAUAGUGCUGCAUGUGAAUCGGCAAGGUCGUACGCAUCAAAUCACAGGCAGUGUUGAAGUUAUUCAGGCUGACAACCAACUGCUGGCGACUGAUCGAUGGCAAGUGCUGUUCUGCCAGCAAGGCGCAGUGAGCAGCGGCGAAUCGGGUCACAGCGAUACGCAAGUUGUAGUGCCGGCGCUGAAGCUCGAAAUGAACUGCACACCGAUGGAACACUACGAUGCCUUCGAUGUACGAUUUUUUUGUUGCUUAGGUCAAUGUUACACGUUUGCCGCCAGUGCAGCAGAAAAUAUUUACUGA